Messenger RNA from Polistes dominula (European paper wasp), 1590 nucleotides. RefSeq lists its product as uncharacterized. The record is from RefSeq and is a predicted model, not a curated record. NCBI's taxonomy places the organism in Eukaryota, Metazoa, Arthropoda, Insecta, Hymenoptera, Vespidae.
UCCAGGAACACUUCCACCGCUGGUCUUACCUAGUCCACAAAUUGCUGAACUUGCCAGAAGUUAUAUGCAGAAAUUUCAAAACGAUUGCUGAUAAUACAUAUAUGACAAAAACAUGGUGAUUUUCUUGAUGACCAAUAACAACGAUCCUUUAUACAUCCAACCACGUGUAACGAUGACGGUGGGUAAUGAGCCAUUCUACGUAGCAUCUACUCAGAAUGGAGCACAGAAUAUCUGUGAUGAUAAUACAGUAGAACUUCCUAAUGCAUCGUCUAGUAAUAUUGCAGCUCAAUCUGAAAGGUGUAACUCACUCAACUCACUCGGUCCAUCUUUUCUCACAGUGAAAUUGGGAGAUGAGUACUUUCGCAUUCCAAAAUCUUUAAGCGUCUUUAUGAUGAAGGAACCAAAUCCAAACAAAAAUGAUUCUACAGAAAAAAAUGUAAUGAAAAAAAAGAACAGUGAUAGUUCUAUACAAACGAGAAGUAAACAAAAACGUAUCAAAGAAAAUACUGAUAUUACGGAUGAUUUGGAUGAUACACCUCUUGAUUUUAGAAAAAUGUGUGAAGAAAAGAAUUUGAAAACGAAGUCUGAUAGAUUGGCUAGAUUAAAAAAAAAGCCAUACUCUUGUGAGAUUUGUCACCUUACUUUCGAUCGCAAAAGCAAACUUACCAGUCAUAUGUUCAAACAUAGUAAUUCGAGGCCUCACAAGUGCCGAAUUUGUUCGAAAGGAUUUAAAACUGGUGCUUAUUUAUCAAGACACAUGGAAAUACACGAUGAACCGGCACAAUUACAUGCAUGCACAUUGUGCGACUUCAAAGCUAGAACAAAACCAUAUCUUAAAAUUCAUUAUAUUCGUAAACACACAGAGGAUUACAAUUACAGUUGCGAGCAAUGUGGAAAAAUGUUUAAAGUUCAAUCAGACUAUACCACGCAUAUGAAAGAUCAUGAUACUGAAUCUUGCGUUUGCGAUAUUUGUGGAUCUUCAUAUCCAAGCAAAAGCUCUCUCUACUUUCAUAAACAUUACAAACAUAAGACCAAAAUCAAGGAAUUCGAGUGUUCGACUUGUAGAAAGAAAUUUAAAAGUCAAAAGAAUCUUGAUAAUCAUGCAGAGUUACAUAAGAUGAAAUAUGUUUGUGAACAAUGCGGAAUGGAAUUUAAAUUUAAGUAUGGCCUAACAAAACACUUGAGAACACAUUCUGGUGAAAAAUCUUAUCUUUGCGCGAUUUGUGGGAAAACAUUUGGUUGUUUGAGUUCACAAAAAAUUCAUCUGCUCAAACACGUUGGCGAACGUCCUUACGUUUGUGAUAUUUGUGGUCAAAGCUUCACACAGAGAUCUCCAAUGAUGUUACAUAGAAGAAAACAUCCUGGUGUGCAUCCACCGCCACCUCCAAUCAAAAUCACUAAUUUGUUGCAUGGUGUACAAGACAAGAUCAUUAUAAACACGAAUGUUCGCAGUCCAAGAUCCACUCGAGCAAAAUUAUCUCUUAAUACACAGAACUGACGAGUAUUAUGCAGUGCCAAUAACGAUGAACAACUCGUUACCGAUAGGACAAAUGAUGAACACUGAAAAAUUACUCGAAAAUGUAAUCGGAA